GAUGUUAACUUCGUUUGUCCUCUAUAUGCCUCGUUAUCUGUAAGUUGAGAUAUUUCCUAAUGCGUUAAGCUCAAGCCAUCCACAAAAACAAAUUAUUACUAUUAGAGAAGAUAAUUCGAAAGCAUCCCCUCAGUACUACUUCUUCUUCGGACAAAGAGUCUUACAAAGAGAGAAAGAGAGAGCUUCAACGUUUCGUAAAGAUGAAGAAAAUACUCAUCUGUACUCUGUUUCUGUUCUCUCCAGCACUUGUUUGCUUCUUCUAAGCUCAGUUGAGUCACUCACUCUCUGCUUCCAGGACUCCAUAAUCAAAUACCAAAAUAGCGUUGAAGCUCUUUGGAAGGCGUGUGUGACUGGUUCUUGAGAGAUGGGUUUUUGUUAAAUUCAUGAAAGAUUCAAAAUUCAAAUGGAGCCUCCAAAGGGAUUUCUUGCUUCUUUGUUGCAGUUCUUAGUGUUCCUUCCUUAUUUCACUGCAUUGCUGUUACUGGGUGUCAUCAAAGGUAUCGUUCUGUGCCCACUCGUAUGCCUCGUUGUGACUAUAGGCAACUCUGCUAUCAUACUAAGCCUUUUGCCCAUCCACAUCGUUUGGACGUUCUAUUCAAUAGUGAGUGCCAAACAAUUAGGACCGGUCUUGAAGCUCUUUAUAUGCUUAUGUCUUCCUGCCGCCAUCAUUCUGUGGCCAAUUCUUGGUGUCUUAGCAAGUGUUCUUGGAGGAGCUUUAUAUGGUUUUCUCUCCCCAAUAUUCGCCACCUUUGAUGCCGUUGGCGAGGGCAAGCCUUCCCCUUUUCUCCAUUGCUUUUGUGAUGGAACUUGGAGCACCGUCAAGCGCAGCUCCAUUGUUGUCCGUGACUUUAGAGACGUGUGCUUUCACUCCUACUUCUCACUCAUGGAUGAGAUUAGAAGAUGUUGCCCGGAUAAGAACUAUCAUGAGAUAAGGCUACUUCAACUUCCAGGGGCUUUGAUAACUUCAGCACUCGGGAUUCUUGUUGCUUUCCCUUUGAUCUCACUCGUAGCCUUGUGCAAAAGCCCUUACAUGCUCUUCAAAGGCUGGCACCGUCUGUUUCACGACCUCAUUGGACGGGAAGGUCCAUUCCUGGAGACAAUGUGUGUCCCCAUAGCAGGCCUUGCCAUCUUACUUUGGCCUUUGGCUGUCGCGGGAGCAGUUCUUGGUUCAGCGGUCUCUAGUAUCUUCCUCGGUGCUUAUGCAGGAGUUGUCUCAUAUCAAGAAUCAUCGUUUCACUACGGACUAUGCUUUGUGGUCGCCUCUGUGUCCAUCUACGACGAGUAUAGCACUGAUAUACUUGACAUGAAGGAAGGAUCUUGCUUCCCAAGGCCCAAGUAUCGAAAAAACGAAACAGCUUUUUCAGGUCCUAUACAAAGACUAAACUCUGUCAAGAACAUGUCUUCAACAAGAGUAGGGUCAGUGAGAGUCCCUAUGAUUGAUGUUAAGCCUCUUGACCUUUUGGAUGGUCUCUUUGUGGAGUGUAGGAAGUUUGGAGACGUUUUGGCGAGUAAAGGACUGAUAAACUCAAAAGAUAUCAAAGAGGCGAGGUCUAGUAAUGGCAGCCAAGUGAUCAGCGUUGGCUUACCAGCUUAUGCAUUUCUUUACGAGAUUCUACGCUCUGUCAAAGCCAAUACUUCCGGCUUGUUACUCAGUGAUGGUGUAACUGAACUAACUACCAGGAACAGACCGAAAGACGCCUUCUUUGAUUGGUUUCUGAAUCCGUUUCUGAUACUAAAGGAGCAGAUGAAAGCUACAAACUUAACUGAUGAAGAGGAAGAGUAUCUCGGAAGGUUGGUUUUGCUGUACGGAGACUCAGAGAGGCUAAAGAACUCGUAUGCUGCUGAUUCAUCUUCUCCUCUUCUCACCGAGCGUAAAAGAGCUGAGCUUGACGCCUUUGCUCGCAGGAUUCAAGGGCUAACUAAAACGGUGUCAAGGUAUCCAACAUACCGUAGACAUUUUGUGGAAUUAGUGAAGAAACUAUCGGAUGAUUUAGACCAGGAUCGUGCCGGUUCAGAAACUACAGCGCCUGUAGUGGUAAAGAUAUUUUCUCGGAUAUUCAGCCAGAGUCAGAGAUCGUUCAGAAGGAAAGAGAGUAUCAGUAGAUCCGAUCAUGGAUCACGUAAGGUAGAUAUGGUUUAAUCAAUAGGACGUGUGGUGCAUGGAUAUGUGGAACUUCAAAAUCGUUGCUCAAUACAAGUGUCGUUCCUUGUAAAGAUUUUUCCAAGUGAACUGUAUUGAUUUAUACAACAACAGUGUUACAAAACAGUGUAUGCCUUCGGUCAAGAAACUAUAGUGUUGGAAAGUUUAAAAUUUGUACAUGCUGAUUAUUUCUCUU
This is a messenger RNA of Raphanus sativus (radish), 2336 nucleotides long. RefSeq lists its product as uncharacterized. Lineage: Eukaryota; Viridiplantae; Streptophyta; Magnoliopsida; Brassicales; Brassicaceae. The coding region runs from base 404 to 2140 and encodes 578 amino acids. The transcript is spliced from 8 exons. The record is from RefSeq and is a predicted model, not a curated record.